Molecule: messenger RNA, 721 nt
Organism: Thamnophis elegans (Western terrestrial garter snake)
Lineage: Eukaryota; Metazoa; Chordata; Lepidosauria; Squamata; Natricidae
Product: zinc finger protein 24-like
Exons: 3
Coding region: 53-604 (183 amino acids)
Source: RefSeq, a predicted model, not a curated record
GAGAGACACGUGUCCAGCUCUCCACCUGGUUGAAUCCCGGAUCGCAUGCAAGAUGGAUGAAACCAUCCUCCAUUCAGAAGUUCAGCCCUGCAACUUCAGGACCAUCCAAUACCAGGAGGCUGAGGGUCCCAGAGAACUUUGCAGCAAGCUCCACAACUUUUGUAGGCGAUGGCUGAGACCAGAAAAGCACACCAAAGCCCAGAUGCUGGACCUGGUUGUUCUGGAGCAACUCCUGGCUAUCCUUCCUCCAGAGAUGGAGGGCUGGGUGCGGGAGUGUGGAGCAGAGACCAGCUCCCAGGCGGUGGCCCUGGCAGAGGGCUUCCUCCUAAGCCAGGCAGAGGAGAAGAAAGAGCAGGUUGAGUUGCAGUGCUGCACUGUGGAGAUCAGAGAUCCUGCUGGAAAGAAGAAUCCAUCAAAUCCCCCUCAGGAGCCAUUUUUCAGGAGGAUCCCUUGGGAAGAACCAAGUCAGGACACCUCAAGAGAGAUACAAAGAAUGAAGUUUUCUGGUUUUAACGAUAGAGCUCAAGCAGUGUUUGAACCUCCAAAUCAAGUAAGAAAGGGGGAAAUUGUUAGUUUUGUAUUCUCCCUUUGCUUCACUAAGUAAAGUGGGUGUUCAGAGUGCUCUUUUCUUCUAUUUCCCCUCCUUGUUUGGGCUGGAUUAUUUUUGUGUUCCUGAGAGACAUAGAAAGCAUAAUAGGAGGUUCAAGUUGCUUUCAAUACA